GCUAGCUGGCCGUCGCUGGUUGGUUGAUAGCAGCCAUGGCCCGACUUGCUGCGCUACUGCUGUUACCGGUCCUCAUCGAAUCUGUGUUUUCAAUUUCUUUCUUUUUACCAGUCAACUCAAGAAAGUGUUUACGAGAAGAGAUCCACAAAGACGUUUUGGUCACGGGGGAGUACGAAAUAAGCGAACAGGCGAACACGAAAACGAAUCUGAAGAUCACAGAUUCUUCCAGCCACACACUUUAUUCCAAGGAAGAUGCAUCAAAAGGGAAAUUUGCAUUCACCACCGAGGACUACGAUAUGUUUGAGGUGUGCUUUGAAAGCAAAUCGCCCAUGGGAACUGGCCGAGUGCCUGACCAGCUGGUCAAUUUGGACAUGAAGCAUGGUGUGGAGGCCAAAAACUAUGAAGAGAUUGCUAAGGUGGAGAAGCUGAAGCCUCUGGAGGUUGAGUUGAGGCGCCUGGAGGACCUCUCAGAGUCAAUUGUCAACGACUUUGCUUACAUGAAGAAGAGGGAAGAGGAGAUGCGGGACACUAAUGAAUCCACCAACACACGCGUGCUCUACUUCAGCGUCUUUUCCAUGUGCUGCCUCAUUGGACUGGCUACAUGGCAGGUCUUCUACUUGCGGCGUUUCUUCAAGGCGAAGAAGCUGAUCGAGUAAGAAGAGCUCCCGACGUCCGACUGCGGGAAGUCUCCCAUCAGUCGACCAACAUCCAAAAAAAAAAAAAAAGAUCCUCUGUGGACUCACAUCAGCAGACAACAGUAAAAUGGUUUGAGGGGGUUCUGUUUGUAAUUUUUUUUCACAGCUGGGAGAGAGGGCAAGAGUGUCCUCUGAAAAUUAUUUAGUGGUUUGAAACAGGAAACAGUCUGUGGGGAGAAAUAUGCACAGAUGAUGUUCGUCGCUGUGGCGUUUCACUUUUCUGUCCACGCUGUUUUGAAUGUUGAGGCUUUCCCCCUUCUUUCAUUCUGAACAAUGUUUUUUUUUUUCUAGCUUAGUUUGAAUGGAUGUGCCAUGGAAGAAUGUCGUUUGCCCUUCUGUUGUACAAGUUUGUUGUUAUGCCAAGAAAAUUAGAUAUUUGCUGCCCUUUUAAUCAAGUGAAGAUUAUUAAAAAAAGGCUGCUUACUUUACAAAAAAA
This is a messenger RNA of Thalassophryne amazonica, 1131 nucleotides long. It is a transcript of the gene tmed10, whose product is annotated as transmembrane p24 trafficking protein 10. Bases 36 to 656 code for a protein of 206 amino acids. Gene Ontology annotation, cellular component: Golgi apparatus; endoplasmic reticulum; COPII-coated ER to Golgi transport vesicle. Gene Ontology annotation, biological process: intracellular protein transport; Golgi organization; endoplasmic reticulum to Golgi vesicle-mediated transport. The record is from RefSeq and is a predicted model, not a curated record. Lineage: Eukaryota; Metazoa; Chordata; Actinopteri; Batrachoidiformes; Batrachoididae. The transcript is spliced from 5 exons.